Messenger RNA from Pestalotiopsis fici W106-1, 993 nucleotides. Its product is annotated as Thioredoxin reductase. The transcript is spliced from 3 exons. Gene Ontology annotation, biological process: removal of superoxide radicals. Lineage: Eukaryota; Fungi; Ascomycota; Sordariomycetes; Amphisphaeriales; Sporocadaceae. Gene Ontology annotation, cellular component: cytoplasm. The record is from RefSeq and is a predicted model, not a curated record. Gene Ontology annotation, molecular function: thioredoxin-disulfide reductase (NADPH) activity. The coding region runs from base 1 to 993 and encodes 330 amino acids.
AUGCACAGCAAGGUUGUCAUCAUUGGCUCCGGGCCUGCCGCCCACACGGCCGCCGUCUAUCUGGCCCGUGCCGAGCUCAAGCCCGUCCUGUACGAGGGUUUCAUGGCCAACGGCAUUGCUGCUGGUGGCCAGCUCACCACCACCACCGACAUUGAGAACUUUCCCGGUUUCCCCAAGGGUAUCAUGGGCGGAGAACUCAUGGAGGCUAUGAAGCAACAAUCCGAGCGAUUCGGCACCCAGAUCAUUUCAGAGACCGUCGCCAAGCUCGACGUUUCCUCGCGGCCCUUCAAGUACGAAACCGAGUGGGCACCCGGUACCGUCCACACUGCCGAUGCCAUCAUUCUGGCCACUGGCGCGUCCGCAAAGAGGCUUGGACUUGCCGGUGAGGAUAAGUACUGGCAGAACGGUAUCAGCGCCUGUGCCGUCUGCGACGGAGCCGUGCCCAUCUUCCGUAACAAGCCAUUGGUCGUCAUUGGCGGCGGAGACAGUGCCGCUGAGGAGGCUACUUUCCUGACCAAAUACGGUAGCCACGUUACCGUCCUGGUGCGCAAGGACCAGCUGAGAGCCAGCAGCAUCAUGGCUCAGCGCCUUUUGGAGCACCCCAAGGUCACUGUCCGCUUCAACACCGAGGGUGUCGAGGUCAAGGGUGACGACAAGGGCCUGAUGAGCCACCUGGUUAUCAAGAACAACAAGACGGGCGAGCAAGAGACCAUUGAGGCCAACGGUCUGUUCUACGCUGUUGGUCACGACCCUGCCACCUCCCUGGUCAAGGGCCAGCUCGAGACUGAUGCCGAGGGCUACGUCGUGACCAAGCCCGGUACGCCGCUCACCAGCGUCGAGGGUGUCUUUGCUGCCGGCGACGUGCAGGACAAGAGAUACCGACAGGCCAUUACCAGUGCAGGAUCGGGAUGUAUGGCUGCACUUGACGCCGAGAAGUACCUGUCCGAGUUGGAAGUUGAUGGCCGCGAGGGCGCUGCCAAGGGCAGCUUGUAA